Westerdykella ornata is the source of this 3120-nucleotide messenger RNA. RefSeq lists its product as uncharacterized. The coding region runs from base 1 to 3120 and encodes 1039 amino acids. Gene Ontology annotation, molecular function: metal ion binding. Lineage: Eukaryota; Fungi; Ascomycota; Dothideomycetes; Pleosporales; Sporormiaceae. The record is from RefSeq and is a predicted model, not a curated record. The transcript is spliced from 4 exons.
AUGCUCAGUCACGGCGGGAUGACCUUUGAGGAAUUCAUCGCCCAGGGCGAGGCUGCUUUCGCUCGAAGUGAGGCCGCUGCCGCUCUUCAGAAGCCUGAAACCCUUUUCGGCCGCGUCAAAUUCUUCUUUGAUUCCGCCUUGAAGAAGUUUCGCCGUCCUGCUAACGCUCCUGCCCGACAAGUCAAUGAGGCGGUACAUGUACAGGUCGCCAGCGACGAGGAGAAGAAGAAGAAGAAGCGCAAGAGGGGCGAGGAUGCUGAGGAGAAAAGGAAGAAGCCCAAGUGCGAGAACAGAAAGCGCAAGAGCGACGACGAACAAGGCUCACCCCGCCCUGUCAAGAAGUCCCGUCCCACGCCAUCCCCACAGAUGAAUGGAAUGGUAGACCGCGCUACGCCUGAGCCCGUAAAGGAGAAGACUACUCAUGACAUUGGAGUUCAGACCAGUCCCAUAGCUGAACCUGUCGCUCUCCGAAAGACCCUUGGCGCUCCUCGCAACGACUCGGCAAUCGAUCUGAGCAGCUCCGCCGCCACUCCCUCCACGCCCUCAUAUCUCCAAGAUCCUUCGACCGCCAAGUUCACGCCCGAGGAGAUUCGCAGAAUUGAGCGAUCCGUAAAAAGGGCUGCGUACUCCGAAUCCGUUGCCGCUGCGAAGGACAAGCAACGCUCCUCCACCAUCACCACUGAUGUUGCCUCUGCAAAGGACAAGCAACAAUCACCCACCACCACCACAGUUGCCAGACUCUCCGGCACUGGUGCUCUGAAGACCAAGAGCCCAGAGAAGACUCCUGCUCCCGCUAGCUCCCGCAUCGUCAUUGGAAGGAAGACGAAAGUGGGGGACGAGGGAGCUGAAGAAGUCAGCUACCUGAUGAGCGACGGAACCACUGCGGAUCUGCCCAGGGGAUGUAUCCACCUGCGCUUCGACGGCCAGAAGCCAGUGAUCCAGAGGACUGAGAAAGCGAAUCUUUUCGAAAUCCACGAGUUCCUUAGGUUCACGAAGGCGAAACUAGCACCGCCGCCGAAGAAAGAGCAGGUGGUUGAGCAGACUGAGCAGAAGCCUGAGGAACGGCAGGACACCGGUUCCUCAAUGAUCUCGAGCACGAUGCCUGUAGCAGUCCAAGAGCCAUCCGCAAGCCAGGAGGCCGAGGCGCAGGGUCCCACUUCCACCCAAGCGUGGGAGGCGCGCAGGCGUGAAGUCCAGGCAGAAUGUGAAUCUCUGCUGGCCGAACAAGCCAAGAAGCAGCCGGCUGCUGUUUCCACGGCUCUCCCCGCAGUUGUCGAGAUACCGACCCAAGAGGUCGAAGUCCAGAAGCUCGAGCGGGAGGCCAUUGAAGCCCCAAAGCAGGUAGCCAGCAUCCCGGCCCUGCUCCCUCACACCUUCCCAUUCCCGGCCACAGAGCCCGUAGUCAAGCAGCCCAUGGUUGAUGAGGCUGAAGAUAACAUGGAUGGCAUUCAGUAUGCCCCCACCAUUGUGGUCUCCCUCAUUGCGAAAGACCUUCCCGUGAAUGUUCCCGCGCAGAUCCCAGUUCAGCCUCCUCAGCAGAUGUCUCUCCCAAUGGCACUGCCUGCUCCUAUUGCACCGACUGUGCCAUUCCCCCUUGCACAGAUCCAGACCACUUGCUCCCACUCUUUUCAGGAUAGAGGAUUCGGAAGCAUGACAGCACUCACGACCGAUACAGCGUCGCCGAUGGAUAUUGAGCCCUGUAACCCAUUCCUAACUGGAAAGUUCGAGAGCACAACUGCCUCGAAAAAUGCUCCUUUAGGGUUGGGGAACUCGAUGCUCAAGCCCAAGACCAUCCCCGAGGACAUGGAAGUCGACGACAGCUGGGCACUCCGAGAGAAAGAGGCCGUGAUCGAGACUCAGAAGUUCGCCGGCUACGAUCUUUCGAGCGGAUACAAGUUGAGCGAAGGCAAGCUGGACACAGCUAUUGACGACCUUAUCCAGAGCGUACAACAGGAACAGGCAGAACGCAAUGCGAGCAACGGUCGCUAUAGGCGAAGGGGUGGUGACGCUCAGAAAGCGCAGAGUAGGCCAUACAGAUGGGGCACGGGUCGCGGCGCAGAUGCAGGAUAUGAGGGCGACGCUGACACUGAGUACGAAGUCAACACAUUCUCAACUCAACGUAUUACUAAUUCGAGGAGCAGAAACCGAAGGACACGCAAGAAUGGACGGAAGGGAACAGAAGCAGGCCUCACAACCCCACGCGGCCUUCCUACCACUGCAUACUGCCGUGCGUUUGCCAGGAACGGGCGCUGCAGGUUCGGCAACAACUGCAAGUACAGCCACCAGACUUCGACCUCCAGGACCCGGAUUGCCGCCGCGGAUGUUUACCCUACGACCAGAUGGGAUCGAAUCGGUCUGAGAGUUCCUCCUUGGGGUUGUGGCGCGGAAGAUCGUCCCAGGUCAUUGCAGCGGGCCACAGCUGAAACCCGCCGUCGGACGCCUCCCAUGCAGGGCUCCGAUACCGAGGAGGAUACAGACACGGAAGCGCUACAAAGAACCCUCAAAGCUCAAUCUUCCAUCUUCCGGCCGCCAUCGCUUAUGGUCCCACCGCAAUCCGUUACGUUCCGGCCACAGUCACCUAUCUUCCGGCCACAGUCACCUAUCUUCCGGCCACAGUCACCUAUCUUCCGGCCACAGUCACCUAUCUUCAGGCCUCAGUCGCCUAUCUUCCGGCCGGAAUCGCCGCUCUUCAUUCCUGAGAAUCCUGAAGACCUCCCGGAAUAUCAGGAGUCUGAUGAGGAACCGAGGGGAAGGACAUUCAACCGGGCCAGUAAUCCCUCACCAUCAUCGGACGGAGCCAGAGGCACCACCGACUCCUAUCGGCCUUCAUACAGACCCAGCUGGCAGUGGAGCAAGCGCCCCACGACCGGUUCGACGACUGAGGAGGAUACUGGCAACGGCAACAGCGGCCGUGGAACCUCUAACGCCCCUGUACAAGUCUCUCAGCGGAACAUGAUGCCAUCGUCCAGUGAGGAUGAGCUUGACCCUACGCCAGCUCCACGACCAAAAACUGUACGAUUCGGAGAGCAGUCGGCGAAGACCAGGCCUACACCGGCUAAGAAAGCCCUCACUCGCAGCCCCUUCCUGGACUCGGAUUCCGACGAUGACGACGAGCUGUGA